Molecule: messenger RNA, 1392 nt
Organism: Procambarus clarkii (red swamp crayfish)
Lineage: Eukaryota; Metazoa; Arthropoda; Malacostraca; Decapoda; Cambaridae
Source: RefSeq, a predicted model, not a curated record
AUGGCGCUGGCAGGGCUUCACAAAGUUGGUCUCCGCGCUAACACAAGUCCGCACACUAUAUUUUUUAUCUUCAGACGGGAGAGUGUCGGUGUCACUUUUUCCAUUAACGUGAGCAGCGCUCCCAAGAGCAGCGCCCUCAAGUGUAGCGCUCCCAAGAGCAGCGCUCCCAAGAGCAGCGCCCUCAAGUGUAGCGCUCCCAAGAGCAGCUCUCCCAAGAGCAGCGCUCCCAAGAGCAGCGCUCCCAAGAGCAGCGCUCCCAAGAGCAGCGCUCCCAAGAGCAGCGCUCCCAAGAGCAGCGCUCCCAAGAGCAGCGCCCCCAAGAGCAGCGCCCCCAAGAGCAGCGCCCUCAAGUGUAGCGCUCCCAAGAGCAGCGCUCCCAAGAGCAGCGCCCUCAAGUGUAGCGCCCCCAAGAGCAGCGCCCCCAAGAGCAGCGCCCUCAAGUGUAGCGCUCCCAAGAGCAGCGCCCUCAAGUGUAGCGCUCCCAAGAGCAGCGCCCUCAAGUGUAGCGCUCCCAAGAGCAGCGCUCCCAAGAGCAGCGCCCUCAAGUGUAGCGCUCCCAAGAGCAGCGCCCUCAAGUGUAGCGCCCCCAAGAGCAGCGCCCCCAAGAGCAGCGCCCUCAAGUGUAGCGCUCCCAAGAGCAGCGCCCUCAAGUGUAGCGCUCCCAAGAGCAGCGCUCCCAAGAGCAGCGCCCUCAAGUGUAGCGCUCCCAAGAGCAGCGCUCCCAAGAGCAGCGCCCUCAAGUGUAGCGCUCCCAAGAGCAGCGCUCCCAAGAGCAGCGCUCCCAAGAGCAGCGCUCCCAAGAGCAGCGCCCUCAAGUGUAGCGCCCUCAAGUGUAGCGCUCCCAAGAGCAGCGCUCCCAAGAGCAGCGCUCCCAAGAGCAGCGCUCCCAAGAGCAGCGCCCCCAAGAGCAGCGCCCCCAAGAGCAGCGCCCCCAAGAGCAGCGCCCUCAAGUGUAGCGCUCCCAAGAGCAGCGCCCUCAAGUGUAGCGCUCCCAAGAGCAGCGCCCUCAAGUGUAGCGCCCCCAAGAGCAGCGCCCCCAAGAGCAGCGCCCUCAAGUGUAGCGCUCCCAAGAGCAGCGCCCUCAAGUGUAGCGCUCCCAAGAGCAGCGCUCCCAAGAGCAGCGCCCUCAAGUGUAGCGCUCCCAAGAGCAGCGCCCUCAAGUGUAGCGCCCCCAAGAGCAGCGCCCCCAAGAGCAGCGCCCUCAAGUGUAGCGCUCCCAAGAGCAGCGCCCUCAAGUGUAGCGCUCCCAAGAGCAGCGCUCCCAAGAGCAGCGCUCCCAAGAGCAGCGCUCCCAAGAGCAGCGCCCCCAAGAGCAGCGCCCUCAAGUGUAGCGCUCCGCUACUACGGCCGUUCUCUUACCCAUCUUCAAAAAUACCCGGGCGAGGACGCAGA